Molecule: messenger RNA, 537 nt
Organism: Cornus florida
Lineage: Eukaryota; Viridiplantae; Streptophyta; Magnoliopsida; Cornales; Cornaceae
Exons: 1
Coding region: 1-537 (178 amino acids)
Source: RefSeq, a predicted model, not a curated record
AUGUGGGAUUUAUUGACAGAUAAUAGUGACAGAAUCUGGAUUAAAUGGUGCAAGGUUUACCUCAUCAAAGGUAGGAACUUGUGGUCUUUGGACAUCCCUUACUCUUGUUCAUGGAGUUGGAGGAAACUCCUACAGCUGAGACAUCCUACUUGGUUCAUUAUCAAGCACCAGAUUUGCAAUGGUUCAUCUACAAACUUUUGGUUUGAUAAUUGGCUUCCUGGGGGCCCUCUAAGCCUUAGAUUUCCAUCACAAUUACUCUUUAAUGCAGGAUAUGACACUGCAACUACAGUUAGCUGCUUCAUAUCUAACAAUUAUUGGUCCUUUCCACUGUCUUUGUCUUCAGUGACUUCGGAACUGCUUCCCCUGCCAGCCCCAUCCAGCAAUGAGAAUGAUAAAUUGCUAUGGUCCAUAGCACCUUCAGGAAAAUUCAGUCUCAAGCACACUUCGGCCUACUUCUCUCCUUCUUCUCCUCAGGUUCCAUGGUACAACCUUGUAUGGUGGUCUCCUGCAAUCCCAAGAAUGAAAUUUAACCUCUAG